This is a messenger RNA of Tupaia belangeri chinensis (Chinese tree shrew), 3578 nucleotides long. It is a transcript of the gene HK1, whose product is annotated as hexokinase 1. NCBI's taxonomy places the organism in Eukaryota, Metazoa, Chordata, Mammalia, Scandentia, Tupaiidae. Bases 69 to 2834 code for a protein of 921 amino acids. Gene Ontology annotation, cellular component: cytosol; mitochondrion. Gene Ontology annotation, molecular function: glucokinase activity; fructokinase activity; ATP binding. The record is from RefSeq and is a predicted model, not a curated record. Gene Ontology annotation, biological process: intracellular glucose homeostasis; glucose metabolic process; glucose 6-phosphate metabolic process. The transcript is spliced from 19 exons.
CAAGACCCUGCUGCUGGGAGUAGACAAGAACAAGAAAAGCCUUGAGCACCGCGAGCACCCCUCCCGCCAUGGGACAGGACUGCCAGCGAGCAUGUACUGUAACAGAAGAAAGGGGAAUACAGCCCCCGCUUACUGAAAGUAAGAUUGACAAGUAUCUUUAUGCCAUGCGGCUCUCCGAUGAAACUCUGAUAGAUAUCAUGACUCGCUUCAAGAAGGAGAUGAAGAAUGGCCUCUCCCGGGAUUUUAAUCCAACAGCCACAGUCAAGAUGUUGCCAACGUUUGUAAGGUCUAUUCCCGACGGUUCUGAAAAGGGGGAUUUCAUUGCCCUGGAUCUUGGUGGGUCUUUCUUCCGAAUUCUACGGGUGCAAGUGAAUCAUGAGAAAAACCAGAAUGUUCACAUGGAAUCCGAGGUUUAUGACACCCCAGAGAACAUCAUGCAUGGCAGUGGAAGCCAGCUUUUCGAUCAUGUUGCUGAGUGCCUGGGAGACUUCAUGGAGAAAAAGAAUAUCAAGGACAAGAAAUUACCUGUGGGCUUCACGUUUUCUUUCCCUUGCCGACAAUCCAAGAUAGACGAGGCCAUCCUCAUCACCUGGACGAAGCGAUUUAAAGCGAGCGGUGUGGAAGGAGCAGAUGUGGUCAAGUUGCUUGACAAAGCCAUCAAAAAGCGAGGGGACUAUGAAGCCAACAUCGUCGCGGUGGUAAAUGACACUGUGGGGACCAUGAUGACCUGUGGCUAUGAUGACCAGCAUUGUGAAGUCGGCCUGAUCAUUGGCACGGGCACCAACGCUUGCUACAUGGAGGAACUGCGGCACAUUGACCUGGUGGAAGGAGACGAGGGGAGGAUGUGUAUCAACACUGAAUGGGGAGCCUUCGGGGACGAUGGGUCUCUGGAAGACAUCCGGACCGAGUUUGACAGAGAGAUAGACCGGGGCUCCCUCAACCCCGGAAAACAGCUGUUUGAGAAGAUGGUCAGUGGUAUGUACCUGGGGGAGCUGGUUCGACUGAUCCUAGUAAAGAUGGCCAAGGAGGGCCUCUUAUUUGAAGGGCGGAUCACCCCAGAGCUGCUCACCAAAGGGAAGUUUAAUACCAGUGAUGUAUCAGCCAUCGAAAAGAAUAAGGAAGGCCUCCACAAUGCCAAAGAAAUCCUGACCCGCCUGGGAGUGGAGCCAUCAGAUGAUGACUGUAUCUCAGUCCAGCACGUGUGCACCAUCGUCUCCUUUCGCUCGGCUAACCUCGUGGCUACCACGUUGGGUGCCAUCUUGAACCGCCUGCAUGAUAACAAGGGCAUGCCCAGGCUGCGGACCACGGUUGGUGUCGACGGAUCUCUUUACAAGACGCACCCACAGUAUGCCCGGCGUUUUCACAAGACCCUGAGGCGCUUGGUGCCAGACUCCGACGUCCGUUUCCUCCUCUCGGAGAGUGGCAGCGGCAAGGGGGCCGCCAUGGUGACGGCGGUGGCCUACCGCCUGGCUGAGCAGCACCGGCAGAUUGAGGAGACCCUGGCCCACUUCCGCCUCACCAAGGACAUGCUGCUGGAGGUGAAGAGGAGGAUGCGGACUGAGAUGGAGCUGGGGCUGAGGAAGCAGACGCACGACGAUGCUGUGGUCAAGAUGCUGCCUUCCUUCGUCCGGAGCACCCCAGAUGGCACUGAACAUGGUGACUUCUUGGCCCUGGAUCUCGGAGGAACGAAUUUCCGUGUCCUGCUGGUGAAGAUACGUAGCGGGAAAAAGAGAACGGUGGAAAUGCACAACAAGAUCUAUGCCAUCCCUGUGGAGAUCAUGCAGGGCACCGGCGAAGAGCUGUUUGACCACAUCGUCUCCUGCAUCUCUGACUUCCUGGACUACAUGGGGAUCAAAGGCCCCAGGAUGCCUCUGGGCUUCACAUUCUCAUUCCCCUGCAAGCAGACGAAUCUGGAUGUGGGCAUCUUGAUCACCUGGACCAAGGGUUUUAAGGCUACUGACUGUGUGGGGCAUGAUGUCGUCACCUUACUAAGGGAUGCCAUAAAAAGGAGAGAGGAAUUUGACCUGGACGUGGUGGCUGUGGUCAACGACACGGUGGGCACCAUGAUGACCUGUGCUUACGAGGAGCCCACCUGUGAGGUUGGACUCAUUGUAGGGACGGGCAGCAAUGCCUGCUACAUGGAGGAAAUGAAGAACGUAGAGAUGCUGGAGGGGACCGAGGGCCGAAUGUGUAUCAACAUGGAAUGGGGAGCCUUUGGGGACAAUGGCUGUCUGGAUGACAUCAGAACGGAGUAUGACAGAUUGGUGGACGAAUAUUCCCUAAAUGCAGGGAAGCAAAGAUAUGAGAAGAUGAUCAGUGGCAUGUACCUGGGGGAGAUCGUCCGCAACAUCUUGAUCGACUUCACCAAGAAGGGAUUCCUCUUCCGGGGGCAGAUCUCUGAGCCGCUGAAGACCCGGGGCAUCUUCGAGACCAAAUUUCUCUCUCAGAUCGAGAGUGACCGACUAGCGCUGCUCCAGGUCCGGGCCAUCCUCCAGCAGCUGGGUCUGAACAGCACCUGUGACGACAGUAUCCUGGUCAAGACCGUGUGCGGGGUGGUGUCCAAGAGGGCUGCACAGCUGUGCGGUGCCGGCAUGGCGGCGGUAGUGGACAAGAUCCGCGAGAACAGAGGGCUGGACCAUCUGAACGUGACGGUGGGCGUCGAUGGGACGCUCUACAAGCUUCAUCCGCAUUUCUCCAGAAUCAUGCACCAAACCGUGAAGGAACUGUCACCAAAGUGUAAUGUGUCCUUCCUCCUGUCCGAAGACGGUAGUGGCAAGGGGGCCGCCCUCAUCACAGCCGUGGGCGUUCGGCUCCGAGCAGAAGCGAGCAGCUAAGACCCAGGACCCCCGCCUACUGCCCUUCCAGCACUUCUCUCUUCAGACGGCGACCCCCACCCCUCCCAGCCAACCGGCUGGGAGACAUCGGCGCCAGAGCCUGCCACCGCCACGGCGGGAGGAACACCAAAUCCGACUAAUGGCGUAUAACGUAGGGUAAAAGUGGAGUGUGUGCUGUUGAUAAUACCUCUCACCCGGAUCCCCAGCUGCCCUGCCACUCUGCAUGAUGUGACUCCGACCUGGUCCUCCACGUGUGAAGUGUAACGGCACCCAUUUCUACUGUAUGCAUUCGUCCAUCCUGUGGGGUUAUUUAUUGGCUCAAAAAGAAAAGUCACCCCAUCUGCCUUGUGGGCCUCCAGCCCGUCCUUAGGGUCCCCUCCCCUGUGUGAAAUGUAUUAUCACCAGCAGACACUGCCGGGACUCCACCUCCCAGGGCCCUGCCUGAGGGCAAGCGUGGACAUAGCAUUAGCUGCUUCCUCCCGUCCCAGCACCCACUGCGGCCUGGCGUCCCGUCGGGACGUGUCAGUGCCACUCAGUCGUGUGUCUGUAGAAUCAGUCCUAGCCACGUUGUGACAGUCUUGCGUUCUGUCUGUCUGGUGGGGGGGAGGUGGGCAGUCCUGCGGGGAAAUGUCUUGUGUCCAUUUGGGUAAAAGGAACCAACCGACCAACCAUGCCGUCACGGGGACUGCCCAUCGCUUUUGUGAGCCAUGUUGUAUGACCUAGUAAACUUUGUACCGAUUCAAA